AUGGACUUUUCCAUGGGACGUCAAUUGAGCACAAAUCUUCCAGUCGAGAAUUCGUCUGUAAGGCUCCUAGUUCCUCGCCCCACCCGAACUGAUCGGAAGGCAAUCAUAUAUCGAAAUGCAGCACGUCGUGAUGCCAAGAAAUUGGAAAAUAAAGAACAGAAAGAUCCUCUCCUUGGCCAUUCAAAACAUCUGGAACCAAAACUCACUUCGGUUGUUCAGAAUGUCAUGACUUUGCACCAGACUGACAAGCACCAUGCGGAUUACGAACCGUUAGAUAUGUACUACACAGCUGAUCUUGAACACCCCUUGUCACAGCAUCUGGAAGAGCCACAUGACUCGGUUGUUCAUCAUUAUUCUCGCUCGCCUAAACUGCUUCGUGCGAAGCUCAGCGCUGAAGUGCACGAAAACGACUGGGCCGCAGACGAUUUGACAGAUACUAGGAUCAGUUCAGGCGGAAAUUUCAGUCACCUGUCCGCCUACCCUCGCGGUAGUAAACCUCCAUUGGCUAAUUAUGACAACCUUUAG
Echinostoma caproni is the source of this 525-nucleotide messenger RNA. NCBI's taxonomy places the organism in Eukaryota, Metazoa, Platyhelminthes, Trematoda, Plagiorchiida, Echinostomatidae. The record is from the annotation of a GenBank genome assembly.